This is a messenger RNA of Scylla paramamosain (green mud crab), 6917 nucleotides long. RefSeq lists its product as uncharacterized. The transcript is spliced from 11 exons. Lineage: Eukaryota; Metazoa; Arthropoda; Malacostraca; Decapoda; Portunidae. The record is from RefSeq and is a predicted model, not a curated record. Bases 855 to 2405 code for a protein of 516 amino acids.
CCUCUAACCACUGAUAUGUCACUGUUUUAGAUACUGGUCGCUAUUCUGGUGUCCUGGUUCUCACUGUAGGCUAUAUAAAGUGUUGUUCUCUAGUUAAUAUACGUGUGCAGGGAAGGUGUGAGUGGUGAUAGUAAGUGGGCCGUGUCUAGGGAGGCUGCGGGGGCCCCAGGCUGACCCACCACACUAAGACACGAUUCUCGUAGUGGUUUCUAUUCUAGUGCCUAGGUUUUACUGUAGGCUAUGUAUAGUGUUGUUCUCCUGUUAAUGUAUGUAUGUAGGGAAGGUGUGAGUGGUGAUGGGUUAGUGGGCCGUGUCCCGGGAGGCAGCGGGACCCCAGUGUGACCCAGCAUGCGAAGCCCGGUGCUCUGUGACCUGCAUAUUGUCUCCCGUUAUUGAUACAGGGUUCUGAUUAAUGGUCUGAUCAGUAGUACAUUUAUGCUGUCAUCCACAGUAUAACAUUACUAGUCUUGCCUCCAAAGGUUGAGAAUAUUUUUUUUAUAGCACUUUUCUCACCUGUUGUCAUUUGUUGACCCUUUACUUUUAGGGUAAGUUUUUGGAUAUCAUUUGUUGAUUUCUUUUCAUGUUUUAACAGUUCAGCAGUUUGCUUGUGUCUUGAUGAAUUGUUAUGCUGUGUUGCAUUUUGAGGUCAGUGGUGGCUGUUGUGAGCUCAUUAUUUUUUUUCCUGUUGUGCCUUGUGGCUGAGCAAAGUGUUGUGAGCUCAUUAUUUUUUUCCUGUUGUGUCUUGUGGCCAGCAAAGUGAGCCUUAUCAGGUGGGGGUAUGGUUUCCAUCAUAAAAUGUCAAUCUGUUCAUGAAAGUAAUAGAAAUCUACAGUUAAUUGUGCCGAGAAUGGCUGAUGCAUGAGGACCAGGCACUGGCGUACCGGCUGCAGAAUGAGGAGUAUCAAAGUCAUCUGGUGACCAACCGAGAGCGGAACCAGUUGCUGCGGCAGGACACCCCCAAGGCGCGGGAGGAGCAGAUCAGGGAGGACCAUGAGGCUGCCAUUGCCCAGACAGCCCUGGAGCUUGCCUUGGCCCAGCAGGAAGCUCGAGAUGCAGACUUGGCAGCCAAUUUGUCUCUGCAGCUAAAUGUAAAGGAGUUGGAGAAAAAGCAGCAGCAAGAGGAGGAAGACAUGUUGUAUGCACGCAGUUUGAUGGAACGAGAGAAGGAAUCAAUAAGGCAGGUUCGAGAGCUGCGGCAGGUAGAAAGGGAGGCGGCAUACCUUGGGAUUAAUACUGGGAACGACAAUGUGGCUCUGCUGUCACGCAAAGAGAGGAGGGAGCGAAGUGCCAGUCAGGCUGGAGCAACAAGUGAAGGCUCAGCUCCAGCCAGCAGCAGUGGGGUGUCCUCUGACCUCUCAGAUCUCAGUGACUUCUGCCUGCAGCCUACCAAUGACAUGGAUGAGGAGGAGCAGAGAGCCUUGCAGGAAGAUCAAGAUGCUGAGUUAGCUCGGCUCCUUCAGGAACAGGACGGAAAGAGGCGAGGGGACCUGCUGCACCGGGACCAGCUGCUGGCCAUCGAGGCGCAGGACCGGGAGCUGGCCAAGGUGCUGCAGGAGCAGGAGAGAGCCAAGGCCAAGAAGGCACGUGAAAAGGCCAGGCAAAAGGCUCUUCAGAAAAAGCAGGCAGAAGGAAAGUCACCACUCCCAGAGCCAUCUCCCAGGGUUCGUGGGUCCAGCCCUCAGGAAGGAAGGUCCAGCAGUUCCCCUCUGCAGCCUUUGGACUGCAACUCCCCCGGACCAUCUGGGUAUUCAAAUAACGAGUCACCAGUACCCAGUAAUUACGCUGGCUCCAGCCCAGGCUACUUGUCUCCCGAGUCUCCAAGGGAAGAUGUGGACCAGCAGUGGCAGCAGCCUCCCCGAGGGCAGCGGCUCCAGAGGCCAGACUCUCUUGAUCUCCCUGGAGUGUCACGGUCCACCACAGCCUCCAUCCACCAGGAACCCUCAAGGAAUCCCCACCACAACUUUCCUGUGGUGAAAACAAAUAAACCAAGACUACCUGAUCCAGAAAAUGCUCCUGGUGAAGUCUUUGGUGAGACCAGCAGCAGCAGCAGCAUGGAGCGCAGUCCAGGCAUGGGCUUCACCAACAUAGCGUGUGCCAUUGACCCGACCUAUCAGCGGCGGGUCAUGCGGGGGGAGCUGGCGCCGUCCCCCCAGGCCACCCUCCAGUCUUCCUCCUCGUCCUCCACCACAAGCAGUGGUACAGGAGGUUUGGUAGGAGCCUCUGUCAGCUCACCAAUCUCACCUCUGCCUCCUCCAGUGUUUGAUGACGAUGAGGAGGAUGACUAUCCGGUGCCGCCCUACAUGCCCAUCCAGGGCCAGCGCCGCACUGCCAGCCUGGAGAAGAACCGUAGACCAAAGCCUCCCAAGGAAAAGUCAAACAGUAAAGACAGUUGCAAGCAGCAGUAGCUACACUUGUAUUAUAUCUCCUAUCCAGUAAUUUAUUCAUUUCAGUGAUUAGCAGUUAGCAUAAUCUUUGGUGUUUAAGUAUGGUUUAUUACAUUUGUUUAGAAACAGGCAGCUACCAGGCACAACAGAGCAUUCCAUAGCAUGAUGGAGAUUGAAGUAUUACUAUAUAGCACUCAAGUUAUAGAAUUUUGCUGGAAGUGCUUAGCAAAUAUGUGGCAUUCCAGACAUGUGUCCCAACUGUUUCCAAGCUCAUGUUUUUGUUGAUACAUAGGAACCAUGAUAUUUUGAAGUGAGAGCUAUAAUAUUGUACAUUCCACCUGUGCAUAUUGCUUUGUGUUUUGUUGCAGGCAGGUAGUACUGUACUGCAUUUUUUACCUUGAUUCUGACCUUCCAAGAGUAGAAAAGUCUACAAGUUAUUACUGGUUGUCAGCAGAGUGUUUUGUGUCAGGAUAUACUGACAAAUACUGCUACAUAUCAGAGCCUCAUCUGAGUGGUUUAGUUUAAGGCUUCAGACUGAGUUAUAAAUUAUCAUAUUGACUGACAUAAUUACUAUUAUUUUUUAGCAUUAUGAAAUUUAAGUAUUGCGAUAUACGAUGACAUGUACUUCACCAUUCCUCCAUGUGUCUCGAAGGGGACAUGCGUGAUGUGACUUAUUUCAGCUUCUUGGUAUGAUAGCCAAAAUCAAAAGGUUUAUUUUAAGCAUACUAUUGGCCCUUAGAGUGAGUUUGUAUGACACAUUCUCUGCACCUAGAGGAAGUGACAGACAGCCAUAGUUUUGUAAUAAAGAAGGCAGCUAAACUUUGUGCCCUAUAGAAAAGUAUGUAUUAUCUAAAAAUCCUCUGUGUUAAAAUAAUUUUUCCUAUAUAUAUAUUUUAAGAAAAGUUAAUUUACAAACAUUAUUUUUGUAUUGUGUAGGUUAGGACGAAUUAAUGUCUUAUAUUGUUGUGUGGUGUGGUGGUGUGUGCAUCUUGCAUUGCUGCACGGCACUCCGGGAGGCAGCUGGUGAUGCCCGCGCCAGGAGGUGUUGGGCCAGGGCGGCUGUAAGGAGUGACAGUGUGGGCAGCUAAGGGUUUCCCAACAUAGGGCUUAUUUCAUAUUGUAUAAACAAAUGCAUAUAUUAAAAUCUCAAUUCAUAUUUGUUAGAUAUAUACAUAGUAGUUUAUUUAAUUUAACUUCAUUUGAUAAUUGCUUAUAUUUUUAUGAGAAAAAGUAGAUUAAGUAUAUUUUUUUAUUCAUUAUCAUUUAUCUAGUUAUAUUUCUGAUCUUCACUUAUUUCUGGAAAUGUUGGAGAGAAUGUCCUUUGCAGCCAACUCUAGUUUGACUUUUCCAGACAUUCCUUGCAUUCUUCCGUCCUUUUAUUUCUCCCUGACUUGUUUCCUUGGUAAUCUUGUCUUUCAUUGGCUCUUGUGCCUUGCCCACCCACCCAUCCAGCUCUGUCCUCAAGCACUGCUUGAUUCUUAUGUUCUGUGAAAGAUUAAAACAUUUACUUAAUAUUUAAAGUGAUAGACUAAGUAAUAUAAAUUUAUUAAUAUAUGUAUUCUCCUUUAUUAUGCUGCUGGUCAUGGUUAUAUAAAUGAUUGUUUAUAAUUAUUUGCAGAAAGCUACACAUUUUUUUUUAUUUCAGAGAAACUUUUUUAGUCAAAAUAUCUCUUAUGUUCAGUAGGUUAGCAUUAUUUUGUUUGAUACACUGUGUUUGUGUCUGUGUGGUAGGAAUCAUUGGUUAUGAGUAUUCACCAACUGAUUAGUUAACAAUUUGUAGUGAAACAUGGCCUGUGUCAGGAUACUUGUUACACCAUUAGCUGAGUGUUCUCUUCCAAGACUCUGAAAGAGCAGCUCAAAAGUGCAAUGUACAUACAUUAAGAAAUUGCAUCAACUGUGAAUUUUCUUGUCAUGGGAGAAAGAUCUCUUGACUGAUGCACAUUCAGUCUUUUAUAUAAGUUUGUUACUUGAAAAAUGUAGGCAUUAAUGCAUGCUCACUGCCAUAGUAAUGCUCUGUGGUUGGGAAUUUAAGAUAUUUACAUAUCAUGCAUAAUCUUUAGGAGUAUAUGAGGGUGAGCCAGAAAGUAUUUGCAAAGAUUAUUUUUUUCAGCUGUGUUGUAUUGACCACACUGUGCUUGUCAUGUUUUGGUGAUACAUUGUCUGCACCACCAUGAACCCGUGUCAGCCUCAGAGCCCAGCACCUGCCACCUCACCAGGGCUUGCUUGCCUCUCUCUGCGUGUAUGUGAAUGUCAGUGGCUGAAGGAAUGACAUCAUACCACCAUCUUAGUCAUCAUCAUCACCAUCACCAUCAUUAUUGUCAUCAUCAUCAUCAUCAUCAUCAUCAUCAUCAUCAUCAUCAUCAUUAUUUUCAUUAUCACCACCACCACCACCACCACCACCACCACACUGCCAUCAUCAUAUCAUUUAGGGAAGUGCAUUCAGAAGCCAUACUCACCAGGUGGCAUCCAGCUCAGCUACAUUGUCAUAUGGAACAUGCUUGACAAAUCAUUCAGGAUUCUUACCUCAAGACCUCAUCUGCUGUCAUCUUUGGCACACUACUGUACCUUCUUCCAUAUUCAAAAUACUUAAACACUUCACUCAGCCAUCUUCAUUCUCUUCCUGUACUGUUGAAUCAGAACUGCAAUUCAGACCAAUUACUGCUGAAUUUCCAGUGCAGAGCCAUUGACUAAGGUGAAGAUGUGGUUUUGAUCUCAUAGUGUUCUUAUCUAAUGUGGAUAUGAAUCUUAUACUUUUAGAAGGCAGACUCCAUGUCAGAAUGGGUCAGCCUAGGGCUCCUGAUGGCAGCUUUCCACAUUACAUGGCAAAGCACAUGUUAAGUAUCCAGGUUUCUGUGUUCUCUGAAGUAUUUUUUUUUCAUGUUUUCUUUAGUCUACAGUAUUUAUAGGUGUUAUACCUUUCACUUUAUAGUAUUUAACAGUUAACUCAUUUUUAUGCUUUCAACAUGAUGAAGCAAAUGCAAUGUAUCAUAUGACCGUUGGAGUCACUCCCUCUGCUUCUUUGUUACUACAGACAUGUCUUACAGUAAUAAUGUAUAUCCACUUAAUUUUUAGGUUAUUAAAUCUUACAGCCAUUUUAAGCUCAGUAUGUACACACACACACACACACACACACACACACACACACACACACACACACACACACACACACACACACACACACACACACACACACACACACACACACACACAGACAGUCAUAAGCUUUGUUCCUACAUUGUGGUGAAAGUGUGAAGUACAUGUGUGGUGUGGGUGCAGGUCAGUGCAUGAAGAUUACAGUGGCUUGCUCUGCCUGCUGGGACUGAAGCUUUCACUGUUACAGACAGUGUGUUCACACAGCUUACACACAGUGACUUUAAACAUAUUUUUGCUUAGACUUUCUGGCUCAUGAGGAUGUAGAGAGCUAUGAAAAUUAUUUACAUCCUUUAGUAUUUAAGUUCAAUAGUUUUAGUGCUGUGCAUAUAGCCACCUGGAGUUUAUGUAACAAAUCAUAAGAAAUACAGUAUUUUCAUGCAAAUGAUCUGCUUCACCUCUUCCAGGACUCUAUACAUGCAAGCUGUGUACACUGCCUUUGUAUUGGUAAGAAGAUUGUGCAAUAUAUAUACAUACAUAUAUUUUCAUUUAUCAGUGUUUUUAUAAUAGUUUGUGUAUUUGUGUAACAAAACUGCUGUAUAUGAAUGACUUAAGUAUAUUAGGGAGUGAGACUUAAGAGAACACUGUACAUUAAGGGUGGAGGUUUGGGAGAGUGAAGGUGUGAUGUAAGCUCCUCCUGUCCCAACUAGUGGUGGCACUGCCUGCAGACACCAACACUGCCUCUGUGUGGCUCAUGACCUGCACCACCACCGUUACCAUUCAUUUGCAGAGCUAUUAUUAUUAUUAGUGCUAUUAAUAUUAAUAUUUUUUAUUAUUAUUAUUAUUAUUAUUAUUAUCAUCAUUAUUAUUAUCAGUGUUCAUGUUUAUUCUGUUUGUUUAUUGAUUGCUUUAUUUUGUAUGCAUGUGCAAGGUAUGGUAAUGGAUGAGUUAUGGUAAUGGUAAUGAAAUUGUUAUUGUUGUAUUUUGUAUUAUUAUUAUUAUUAUUAUUAUUAUUAGUGUUAUUAUUUAAAAGAUAGCACUAUCGUCAUUACUACUACUACUACUACUGCUACUGCUGCUGCUGCUGCUACUACUACUACUACUACUACUACUACUACUACUACUACUACUACUACUACUAUCACGAGCAGCACAACAAAAAAACUACUACUACUACUACUACUACUACUAUUACUACUACUAUAGCAAAUGUAACCAAAAAUACCAAAAAAUAAACUGCGAAGGCCAUUGAGGCACUGAAUGUGGGAGGUGACAAGUGAAGGGCGUGACGCGGGAGGGAGAUAGGAAGACGUGUAUGUACUCGUAUAGUGGUCUACUUAGGGCGAGGGGGAGGACUAGGCGUGUUGACCCGGCAGCUGUACAGUAGCUCAAGCUCGUCAAGAAUAAAUACUAUGCCACCAAUAAAGAAAGGCAAUUCUGUAA